Messenger RNA from Sphaeramia orbicularis (orbiculate cardinalfish), 771 nucleotides. RefSeq names its product tyrosine-protein phosphatase non-receptor type substrate 1-like. Lineage: Eukaryota; Metazoa; Chordata; Actinopteri; Kurtiformes; Apogonidae. Bases 1 to 771 code for a protein of 256 amino acids. The transcript is spliced from 2 exons. The record is from RefSeq and is a predicted model, not a curated record.
AUGGCUGUGUCUUUAGUCCUGACAGCAACCCCGCAGGGACUGAGGGUUAGACAGUACCCUCCCUCCCUCAGUGUGAUGCGGGGUGAGACAGCAACCCUGUCUUGUCAUUUCGAAGUUGAAUCCCCCAAGUACGGGGUUCAGUGGUUCAGAAUGAAGUCGGUAAAGGAGCUCAUCCCAAAGUCAUCCAGGGAAAGCGUCGUGGAGAAGAAUCAAACCUCAUAUCUGGUGAUCACUGAGGUAGCACUGGAGGAUUCUGGGUGGUAUUACUGUGAGGUAAACGUCCUGCAAGAAGACCCGGAGUGGGGCAACGGCACAGAGCUGAUCAUUUUGGCACCACCGUCUCCUCCUAAAAUCUACCUCCAGAUUCCCCCAGACCCACGGGCUGGUCGAUGGGCUCUUCUGUGCCUCACUGGGGGAUUCCACCCGGAAAACCUCACCCUGACCUGGACCUAUCAGAGCAAAGCAGACAUCGAUCCCAUGUCAGUCAGCAGCUGCACCGUUCCUGCUUUUAACCCUCACGGUAACCUGUCUGAAUCUGAAUCCCUGCUGUCCUCUCAUUGGUUGGUGAACUCAACGCCCCCACACGAGCCAAAGUGUCUCCAAGUGAUGGACAACACCAGUGGGGAAGUUUACCUCCUCAAUGUGUUCUUCCUCCCACUUAAAGAGUCUCUGGAUGAAACGAUCACUUUCACCUGUAGGGUUCACGACCACCCUGCCAUGACCUCAGCUCUCAAUGCAUCAUUUACAUGGGGUAAUUUAAAAACUGUUUGA